UGGACGGUCCUGAUUCCUUUCGUGUCACGCAGUGCCGGAAGUGGCGGCUGCUGCGAAAAAUUUGAGAUGGGGACCUCCCUUGACAUCAAGAUUAAAAGAGCGAAUAAAGUUUAUCACGCUGGGGAGAUACUCUCCGGUGUGGUGGUCAUAUCUAGUAAGGAUUCCAUUCAGCACCAGGGGGUGUCUUUGACAAUGGAAGGAACUGUAAACCUCCAGCUCAGUGCCAAAAGUGUGGGUGUGUUUGAAGCUUUUUAUAAUUCUGUUAAGCCCAUCCAGAUUAUCAGCAGCACCAUAGAAAUGGUGAAGCCAGGGAAGUUUCCCAGUGGCAAAACAGAAGUUCCUUUUGAAUUUCCUCUGCACGUGAAGGGUAACAAAGUUCUGUAUGAGACUUACCAUGGCGUGUUUGUCAACAUUCAGUAUACACUGCGCUGUGACAUGAAGCGGUCCCUGUUGGCCAAGGACUUGACAAAGACCUGUGAAUUCAUCGUUCACUCUGCUGUAAGCUGCACCGGGGGCUCUGGUAGAGCCUCACUCCCCAAAUUUCUCAUUAGAGGACAUCUCAAUUCAACGAACUGUGUCAUCACGCAGCCUCUCACAGGAGAGCUGGUGGUGGAGAGCUCAGAGGCUGCCGUCAGGAGCAUAGAGCUACAGCUGGUGCGCGUGGAGACCUGUGGGUGUGCAGAAGGCUAUGCCCGUGAUGCUACAGAGAUCCAGAAUAUCCAGAUCGCUGAUGGGGAUGUUUGUAGGAGCCUCUCUGUCCCCAUAUACAUGGUCUUCCCCAGGCUGUUCACCUGCCCUACACUGGAGACCACCAACUUCAAAGUGGAAUUCGAGGUGAACAUUGUUGUGCUGCUGCAGGCGGAUCACCUCAUCACGGAGAACUUCCCACUGAAGCUCUGCAGGAUAUAGCCCAGGAAGGGCGCAGGGAGCACACGCCACCCUGUGGAAGUCCAGCAGGUUAUCCCACUUCUGUAGGGAGCUAAAGCCAGCAGCAUAUGCCCAUUUUCACGAUUACUCUGCAUCAGAAGUGACAGGGACUCCUGAAGUUUCCGUUUCUUCAUUUCCUCAAGACUUCUGCUUCCACCAGGAGCCUCUAAUCAGACAGUUUCUGUGAAAUGUAACAGGAUUUCUUAAUGCUGUUGGCAGGAUGAUUAUUACAUUCAGUGGAUCCUGACUUACCUGUUCUUCUAAAGCACAGUUGUAACAACAGUUUGGGCUUUCUUGGAAAAGGAAAUCACAGGGACAACAGGAGCCUCUAACUCGCUGAUGGAGUAGCCUGGAACGCCAGCUGCCCGUAUUCGCUACUUAGGAAGUUGAUAGACACCCUCCAAGGGUGGGUGCAGAGUUGUUUUGGUUUUCGUAUUUUUCCCUCUACUCUAAUCUGUAGUUCUUCUCAUAUUUUUCACCAUAACUUCAAUUUUUAGGGAGCUAGAAAAGAAGUAUUGCUUGCUCUCAUAGAACUGAAGGGAUCUGGCUGGUGCAGGAAUGUCUCCAGAACUGGCAUAAAAUCUCACGCUGCCAUAUUUCUUGAUUGUAAAUGGAGCUUAUGUAAGGGGCACAAAUGUACGUCUGUUGCUGUUGUUACUGGAUGUGUCCUGAACCACUGGAGACCUGCCCCACGGUUUGUGGUGAAGGCCUCUCUCCAAAGAAUAGUGCCAGGAAAACAUCCUCAACUACAUAAACAUAGCCUGCGUCUGAUCCUCCUGAAGGACCUAUGUUUUGGGCCAGAAUGUUUUUUUGGCCAAAAGCCAGUUUUUCCUCAGUCGCACUUUGUGGUUUGAAGAAUAUGGUGAGUCUGUUGCAAUACAUUUCUUCCUUCAAAUCCUACUCGCAAGUGAUGGAACCCAUGCUGCUCUGCACACUAACUGGCCUUCGCUGUAGUCCUGGGCAAGGCAGGCUUCUGCUAAAGGCCUCCUGGGCUGUACUUCCCCACAUUGUCCUGUAACAGUGGGGAUUUGUACUGCGCAGGCAGUCAGUCCUUAUUUACACACUGCUUUAUCCAGGCCUUCACCGGUGAAAUUACAAAAAUUACUGAGUCAUUUGAAAGUUGGUUCCCAGAAAAUACAUUUCUAGUUUAUAAAUCUCUUUUAUUCACAUGACAUUAAUAAUUAUGUCCUUAAUGAUGUGUUAAAACUGAGUAGCAGAAAAUAAAGAGGCCAUACUUUCUGGGAAAUUAAAGAAGA
Molecule: messenger RNA, 2183 nt
Organism: Otolemur garnettii (small-eared galago)
Lineage: Eukaryota; Metazoa; Chordata; Mammalia; Primates; Galagidae
Gene: VPS26C
Product: DSCR3 arrestin fold containing
Exons: 7
Coding region: 67-909 (280 amino acids)
Biological process (GO): intracellular protein transport
Cellular component (GO): endosome
Source: RefSeq, a predicted model, not a curated record